This is a messenger RNA of Fonsecaea erecta, 987 nucleotides long. RefSeq lists its product as hypothetical. The coding region runs from base 1 to 987 and encodes 328 amino acids. Lineage: Eukaryota; Fungi; Ascomycota; Eurotiomycetes; Chaetothyriales; Herpotrichiellaceae. Gene Ontology annotation, molecular function: nickel cation binding. The transcript has a single exon. The record is from RefSeq and is a predicted model, not a curated record.
AUGUCUCUACCGCUUUCACCAUUCGCUGCUUCAUCCUCUGUAGCAGGAAGCGGCGAGAUCCUUCUAGCCCUUCUACCACCAGAGAGGCAAGUUCUCUCGAGAUGUACAUACCAAUAUCCUCUCAAACUUAUUGCUCCUGACCCUCACCAUUCGAGCGAGGAAAAGCCCGUGACGAUCGUCUUCCUGCUCACCUACGGAGGCGGAUUGGUGGGAGGUGAUCAGAUCAGUCUCAAAGUCGACCUACAAGAUGCCACAAGGCUUGUCCUUGUCACGCAAGGAAGCACCAAGAUCUUCAAAUCCCCUCACAGGUUAGUCGUCAGCAAGCAAAAUCUGGACGUCAGAAUUGGAUCUCAUGCUUCCCUGUGCUAUCUGCCGGAUCCGACUCAGCCGUUUGCAGAGAGUGUCUACCAGCAGAAGCAGACCUUUUAUGUGCAGCCAGACGCCACUAGCAGUCUACUAGCGCUUGACUGGGUGAGUGAAGGCCGCCGCGCAAGGGGCGAGAGCUGGAGACUAUGGAGUUGGAUAGGCAGGAAUGAGGUCAGAGAAUUCGACGACGGUUCAAAGGGAAGACUGCUGCUCCGUGACGCAGUAAUGCUCCACGAGGAUGGACUUGGAGGUACAGGACUACUGGACAAAGCCAACAACAUGGGCAUUUUUGGGACCUUGAUCAUCUACGGCCCUGUCUUCAACCAACUCGGGGAAUUCUUCAUGCAGGAAUUCACAAGUCAACCUCGCAUCGGAGCUAAAAAUUGGACGUCGAACGAAGUCAGCGUUCAGGCCAACGGAAUCGACCAGACUGAGGAAAUUAGACAACAAGAAAAACUAGAUGGUAUCCUAUGGACCGCUGCAAAGACAAGAGGUUUCGUCUUGGUGAAAUUUGGAGCAAAGGAGGUGGAUGGCGCAAAAAGAUGGCUUGGGAAACUUUUGAAGCAGGAAGGCACAGUUGAACGAGUGUUUGGACAUCAAGCACUCAUCUGCCUCAAGUGA